AUGGGUGAUCCCUCUUUCUUGGUUGUAAUCUCGGCCAAGGUGAAAUCUAAACUCAAAUUGUGGUUCCAUUCCAAGAUCCAAGGAGACAACGAAAGUGACAACAGCCAUUUGAUAUCCCCCCCUGGAUACAACUAUCGCGGUGUUCCUGAGAACAAGGCCCUCGGUGAUAAAAACAACGAAAAGAAGAAGAAAGAGGAUAAGACGAAGAAAGGGGAGGAGAAGAAGAGGCCCAAGGAACUUCCAAUGCCACAGAAAGUCAACGGCGUCGUCGCCCCUUUCCAACUAUCCCCCCCCACCCAACUACAGAAGGAAACGGGAACGGCCUUUCGAUUGCCCCCCGAGGCCGACGACUCGCUUCCUGCACCGCCUGAAGCAACGGAGUAG
Laccaria bicolor S238N-H82 is the source of this 384-nucleotide messenger RNA. RefSeq lists its product as uncharacterized. The record is from RefSeq and is a predicted model, not a curated record. Lineage: Eukaryota; Fungi; Basidiomycota; Agaricomycetes; Agaricales; Hydnangiaceae. The transcript has 7 exons. Bases 1 to 384 code for a protein of 127 amino acids.